AUGGUCGGCCUGUCGUUCCCCGACGCGCGAGCGGUCAGCGCGUCUGUCGACGAGCAGAGCGGGCCGGACGACGGCGAGCUUGGUGGUGGAGUGUUGAUCGACCCGUUAUUGCUCGAUCCCGCCUUGCAGAGCGGCGAGUAUUCCCCACCUCUCCCUCUCGAACAGCAGACGCAGAGCCUCGCGCCGGCGCCCACGAACCACGACUCUUUCUCGCCCGGGCCACAGGGCGACCCCUUCGCGCCCCAGCUCCCCGACUUUUACCCUCAACCCCUCCCCGCACCCUCCCAGCCCUUUGCUCAGCCAGAAUUGCAGGUGGUGCAGGAGGUGCAGCCGGCGCCGAAGAAGCUCAAGCCGCGGAAGAACGCGGACAAGAACUGUGGGUUCUGCGGGCACAGGAAGAAGAAGAACGCGGAUGGGCGGGACGACGGGCUUAUUAGCUGUGCGGAGUGUUUAAGGAGCGCGCACCCGUCCUGCGCGCACCUCAAACCCAUCGAACAAGCCGUCGCGUCCUACGACUGGAAAUGCAACGACUGCAAGAAAUGCGAGGUCUGUCACACCGAUCCCAAAGAGGUGGACAUGACGCUCUGCGAAUCCUGCGACCGCGGCUGGCACCCGCACUGCCUCACCCCCGCGCUCCCCAGCCCGCCCGAGGGCGACUGGUUCUGCCCGAAAUGCACGGGCAACCCGCAGGGCGUCGAGCACCCGCCGAGCCCGUAUGCGCUGGAUGAGAACGGGAUGCCGGUGGUGGAUGAGAACGGGGAGCCGGUGUUGCGGCCGGUGGUGGAUGGGGUUGGACAGCCCGUGCAGACGCGGACUGAGGUGGAGGUUAAGGACGAGGAACUUGUGGGUAGCGGAUUGGUUGGACCAGGAGUCCCUGGAGAGCCAGCUGCGACGGCGAUGGGUACACCGGAUAUACCAGACUACGCGCCCGCGCCCGCCACUCCCGCCGUCAACGCUCCAGCAGUCCCCAUCAAACGCCCCCGCGGCCGUCCGCCGAAGAACCGCGCCCUAAUCCCCAACGCCAAUCCUUCCGCUUCUACCGCAGCGCCCACAACCAGCGACGCGGCGCCAAUCGCUAGUUCAUCCUCACUCAAACGACGCAGGAAUACAAUGACCCAACCGCGCAAACGGCGGAAACCCUCGGACGACUCGGGCGAGGACGAUGUGGACGCGGAUGCAGAGGCGGAUGAGGAGGAGGAGGAGGAGAGGAAGAAGGCGACGAAGCUGACGAUAAAGCUGAAUAAAGGCAAAGACCGCGCACGCUCCUCCACCCCCGAGCGCGACGAAUACGCCGACGUCCUCACAACACCCCAACGCGACACAACCCGAACAACAAUCGCAGCGUCCGACAAGACCCGCUUCGAGAAGGCGCGGCUGUCCGUCGAGGCGAAAGGCCUUCCGCCCGCAAAACCCCUCUCAGGCAUCGGCCCCGGCGUGCGCAACACCCGCUCCGCGCACCUCGCCGCGCUCGCCCCGUCCAACCCGCUCCUCGACCUCGACGGGCGCCUCCAGUCCCCCUCCGCCUCUGCUUCCACACCCGCCCCCCUCACCACUCCCAUCGCGCCUGUAGGUCCCAGCGCGGCGGGGCCAAGCCAGCCGCGCAUCAAAACGAUCCGGCUGGGCGUGUACGACAUCCAGACGUGGUACGACGCGCCGUUCCCCGAGGAGUACGCGCAGAUCCCCGACGGCCGGCUCUGGCUGUGCGAGUUUUGCUUGAAGGGCAUGAAGAGCGAGUUUACCGCCGCGCGCCACCGGCUAAAGUGCAAAGCGCGGCACCCGCCGGGCAACGAGAUCUACCGCGACGGCACGCUCUCGAUCUACGAGAUCGACGGGCGCGCGCACAAGCUGUACUGCCAGAACCUCUGCCUGCUCUCCAAGAUGUUCCUCGACCACAAGUCGCUCUUCUACGACGUCGAGCCCUUCCUCUUCUACGUCCUCACCGAGACCGACGCCGCCGACGCAGGCGGCAGAGGCGGGGGUGGUGGAGCAGGCGGGGGAGGGG
This is a messenger RNA of Peniophora sp. CBMAI 1063, 2002 nucleotides long. The record is from the annotation of a GenBank genome assembly. Lineage: Eukaryota; Fungi; Basidiomycota; Agaricomycetes; Russulales; Peniophoraceae.